This is a messenger RNA of Erigeron canadensis, 1147 nucleotides long. RefSeq names its product deSI-like protein At4g17486. NCBI's taxonomy places the organism in Eukaryota, Viridiplantae, Streptophyta, Magnoliopsida, Asterales, Asteraceae. The transcript is spliced from 4 exons. The record is from RefSeq and is a predicted model, not a curated record. Gene Ontology annotation, molecular function: deubiquitinase activity. Gene Ontology annotation, biological process: protein deubiquitination. The coding region runs from base 248 to 991 and encodes 247 amino acids.
AGGGGGGUUAUAGGGUGUCCACUGCCUGCCACUCUCCGUUUCUCUUCUCUCUUUCUCUCUUACACACACUUACUGUGUGUAUAUAUAAAUUUACUCAAAAUACUUCCAAGUUUCCAACUUUCAUCCAAAUUUCAAUUCUUUCUUGUAAAUCUUGCAUUACCCAUUUGCUGUUUUGCUUCUACACUGAUGGAUAAUGCUUAGUGUUGUCUGGCUGCAAGCCUUCAACCAUUAGAACUCUAGAACCAGGAUGAAGUUUGUAACAAAGAAAGUGCUCAAGUCCAUAGUACCGCUCCGGUUAAAAGGGAAAUCAGCCACUCGUUUUUGUUUUUUCCCAAAAAGUAAAGCCGAAUAUGGGCCAGGAAACACACCGGUAUUUCUUAAUGUUUAUGACUUGACACCGAUGAAUGGCUAUGCUUACUGGGCAGGCUUUGGCAUCUUUCACUCUGGUGUAGAAGUUCAUGGUGUAGAAUAUGCAUUUGGAGCUCACGACUAUCCAACUAGUGGUGUGUUUGAAGUCGAACCAAGGCAAUGCCCAGGGUUCAAGUUUAGAAGGUCAAUAUUAAUCGGGACUACAUGUUUGAACCCUGCUCAGGUCAGAGAGUUCAUGGAACAGCAUGCUGCAUACUACAAUGGUGACACAUAUCACCUUAUAGUCAAGAACUGUAACCAUUUCUGCAACGACAUUUGCUACAAGUUGACUGGCAAGCAAAUCCCAAAAUGGGUUAAUCGAUUGGCUAAACUGGGUUCGGCAUUUAGUUGUGUUUUACCAGAAGCUCUUAGAGUGUCAGUUGUGCAGCAGGAUCCUCGUUGCCUAACAUUAGAGAGUGAAAGCGAGAAGCGAAGGCUAAGAAGCAGUAGUUUUAGUUGCCUAGCAUCAGUUUCGUCAAGGCAGAAACACCUGUCAACUUCUUCAUUGUUUCUGCAGUCACCUUUGAAGGGGUGCUUACCAUUGAGACCUCGUGUGCCAAUUGACAAGAAGGUUACCGGUUAGAGUUGGAUUUUUUGUUUGUUUGAGAAAUCUCCUUAAAAAGGCGGUUAUGGUUUGAUCAUUACUUAGCUGUGUAUGUUGUAAUCAAACUAUCAAAAGCUUUAGGAGAAUCUAUGUAUUUAUUAACUUGGGUUUAUGCAAGUAGAUAAGUUGUUCACA